Messenger RNA from Maudiozyma saulgeensis, 1473 nucleotides. NCBI's taxonomy places the organism in Eukaryota, Fungi, Ascomycota, Saccharomycetes, Saccharomycetales, Saccharomycetaceae. The record is from the annotation of a GenBank genome assembly.
AUGAGCAAUAAACAGCCGAAGGCAGGGAAUGAACAAGACAGUAAUCCCAGUACGACAAGUACAGAUGAUGUCAAUGUCACACAAAAUCAAAUACAAAACUUUUGUUUAAGGAGAACACCUAAUAUGGGUGUCGAUGAUGUAUGCAACCAACCAGAAUACCAGCAAAGUACAUCUAGUUCAUCAGAUACAACUAGAAGUGGUUCUUCCGCUCAAUUGCAAUAUAUGAAAGCUGCAAAUGACGUCCGAAAGAUUAACAAAGGUCUACAAAAUGCUCAGGUUAAUUUGGAGGUUAAAAAUUUAAUGAUCGUAACGAAAUUGAAUGAUUUGUUUCUUGUAUAUUUGACCAGAGAAUUGGUUGAAUGGUUAUUGAAGAACUUCCCAUCUAUAAACGUUUAUGUUGAAGAAACUUUAAAGGAUGACCCUAAAUUUAAUACAGAAGGAAUAUAUAAGGAUGCAAAAUGUAUUGAAAAUAAGAUAUUUUUUUGGACACCACAAUUUGUGAAACAACAUAAUUUAUUUUUUGAUAUGGUAAUAACCAUGGGUGGUGAUGGUACCGUGUUAUAUGUGUCGACAAUAUUUCAACAGUCGGUUCCACCCGUAUUAUCAUUUUCGCUAGGUUCAUUAGGUUUUUUAACAAAUUUCAAAUUUGAAAACUUUAAGGAAGAUUUACCUAGAAUACUAAAUCAUAAAAUCAAAUCUAGUUUAAGAAUGAGAUUACAAUGUACAGUAUAUAGGAAUAAAAGCAAUGAUAAUUCAAUUGAUUUGUCAGAAGAUUCAUCUACCAUUUCACCUCCCCUCGCUACUGUACCUUUUGAAUUGAAAAGUAGUAGUACAGAUCAAACAAUGACUAUAUUUUCAAUUCAUCAUGUAUUAAAUGAGAUUACAAUUGAUAGAGGUCCCGGACCAUUUCUUACUAAUUUAGAAAUAUAUGGAGAUGAUUUUUUUAUGACUAAUGCCCAAGGUGAUGGUUUAAUUGUUGCUACACCGACAGGUUCGACAGCAUACUCAUUAAGUGCUGGUGGUUCUCUAGUAUGUCCUACAGUUAAUGCAAUUGCAUUGACACCGAUUUGUCCACACACAUUGAGUUUCCGUCCUAUAAUACUUCCUGAUAGUGUCUGUUUAAAGAUCAAAGUAUCUAUGAAAUCUAGAGGUUCGGCAUGGGCUUCAUUUGAUGGUAAAUCAAGAACUGAGCUACGGCCAGGUGAUUACGUUAAGAUUUCAUGUAGUUCAUUUAGUUUCCCAACAGUAAGUUCAACUGAUGAACAAUUUAUUAGAAAUAUUAGUCGAACAUUAAAUUGGAAUGUUAGAGAACAACAAAAGUCGUUCACGAAUUUACUUUCAAGUAAAAAUAAGAAAAAUUUUGUAAAAGAAAAUAAAGCUAAGAAGGAAGCUGAUGAGCUUGAAUCAUCUUCAUCAGAUGAAAUUGAAAUCCAAAUUAAAGAUAAGAAUAAGAAAAAGGCAGUAAAUAAAUAA